AUGUUAUUUAAUCAUCCCAGUAACAGACAUAACAUGAUAGCUGGUAAGGAGAACCGGCACAGUGUGUUCACCGAAAAUAACUCCGAAACACCAAAGUACCCUCGCCCCUCUGCUCUUGCACAAGCGGAACCAGAAUCUCAAUCCUGUAAUCUCUUGGUGUGGGGGGGCGGGGCCGGCUUGGAACACGAAGGCAGCGAGCGCAUUCUGGUUCCCGGCGGUGGCACCAAGAUGGCCCACGGUCUCUUCCUUCUGGUGGCCCUGCUUGUCCUGGGGAUGCAGGUGCCAGCUGCCUGUUGGAGGAGGAAAGGAGAGAAGCUGGGGGGCUGCCCGGCCGAUGACACCCCCUGCCUCUGGCAGCGUCCUGACCAGUGCUCGGAGGAUAGCCAGUGCCCAAGACUGAAGAAGUGCUGCUCCAGGGCUUGUUACCGCCAGUGCCUGCCGCCUGUCAGAGUGAAGCUGGGGGACUGCCCCAAGGAUGAUCUGCUCUGCCUCAGCCCCAUCCAGCACCUGUGUGGGAAGGACACGGAUUGUUCCGGAAUCCAGAAGUGCUGUCUAGCUGCCUGCGGACGGGAUUGCAGGGAACCAGCCAAAGGGUAA
Molecule: messenger RNA, 597 nt
Organism: Ornithorhynchus anatinus (platypus)
Lineage: Eukaryota; Metazoa; Chordata; Mammalia; Monotremata; Ornithorhynchidae
Product: WAP four-disulfide core domain protein 5-like
Exons: 7
Coding region: 1-597 (198 amino acids)
Biological process (GO): antibacterial humoral response; innate immune response
Cellular component (GO): extracellular region
Molecular function (GO): peptidase inhibitor activity
Source: RefSeq, a predicted model, not a curated record